Messenger RNA from Rhincodon typus (whale shark), 1018 nucleotides. Its product is annotated as mitochondrial carnitine/acylcarnitine carrier protein-like. Lineage: Eukaryota; Metazoa; Chordata; Chondrichthyes; Orectolobiformes; Rhincodontidae. Gene Ontology annotation, cellular component: mitochondrial envelope. Gene Ontology annotation, molecular function: O-acyl-L-carnitine transmembrane transporter activity. The annotation marks the transcript as partial. Gene Ontology annotation, biological process: carnitine transmembrane transport; mitochondrial transport. The transcript has 5 exons. The record is from RefSeq and is a predicted model, not a curated record.
GUGCAGACAGGGAGAGGUGACAGAAAAUAUUCAGGACCCAGUGAUUGUGUGAAGCAACUCUACAAACGAUCUGGACUGGCUGGAAUCUACAAAGGCACCGGGCUCACCUUACUGAGGGACAUCCCAGCCAAUGGCGUCUACUUCCUGAGCUAUGAGUGGCUGAAGGAGAUUUUGACCCCUCAGGGUGAAAGCGUUGCCAAGCUGAGCACUCCCAGAAUCCUCUUGGCCGGAGGAAUGGCGGGCAUAUUUAAUUGGAUGGUAGCCAUACCAGCCGACGUGAUCAAGUCUCGAUUCCAGACCGCUCCCGACACGAAGUAUCCGAGCGGUUUUCGGGAUGUUCUUCGCGAGUUGAUCCGUGAGGAGGGAUUCACCUCCCUCUACAAGGGUUUCACGGCUGUUAUGUUACGUGCGUUUCCCGCCAAUGCGGCCUGUUUCCUCGGCUUCGAAUUGGGCAUGAGGUUCAUCGACUGGAUCUGUGCGGAGCGGGACUGAUGCCCUGGAGAUGGUGGGGCGGGGGGGGGAAACGUAUUCCCCUCUGCCCCCUCCAAACCCCCCCCCUCCCUCCGACCCGAGGACGAACGUAUUCCUCUCUGCCCCCUCCAACCCCUCCACCCCCGACCCAAGGACGAACGCGGCCAACAUUCGGCGCUCCUCAAUCGUUGACAUCCCACGGCGAGGGGUGAAGCCUCAUGCUGCCUGGACCGGGGUUGGGGGGAGCAGGAUCGAAUCCCAGCAGCGCCUCGGAGGGAACGAUCCACUCGAGGGUCCGCUAACGUUUUUAACUCAACUGAGCCAUGGGGAGGGGGAGAACCGUAGUCCGUGCCCAGUCUUGGCCUACACGUGACUCCAAACCCUCUCCCGCUGAACUUGGGGUCCCUGCAUCUCUCUCAGGCAGCCCUUGGAAAUGGCCAACAGCGUGAUUGAACUGGAGGGGUGGCUCAAGGAGGGGGCAAAAAAAAAUACCGGCCCGGCUGUGACUCGGGAAUAAAAUGAAAAUAAAAGCGUGGGUUCAAUUGUC